This is a messenger RNA of Aspergillus tanneri, 216 nucleotides long. RefSeq lists its product as uncharacterized. The record is from RefSeq and is a predicted model, not a curated record. Bases 1 to 216 code for a protein of 71 amino acids. The transcript has 2 exons. NCBI's taxonomy places the organism in Eukaryota, Fungi, Ascomycota, Eurotiomycetes, Eurotiales, Aspergillaceae.
AUGUAUCAAACCAUUAUCCCUGGAUCGAGACCUCAGAGCGGCGGUUUGACAAACCGAGUGGGCUCGAGAGAUAAUUCCUCCAAUUCGCCCAAAAUCCCUAUCCGUUCUUUGUAUGUCCAGCGUGCGGUCUGGAUCACGGCCGGAGGGGGAAUGGCCGCGACGUUGCAGGGAGUGUAUAUGAUGUUGCGGUCGUUUCGGGGGUUUAAAUAUUUCUGA